Messenger RNA from Chara braunii, 1285 nucleotides. The record is from the annotation of a GenBank genome assembly. Lineage: Eukaryota; Viridiplantae; Streptophyta; Charophyceae; Charales; Characeae.
UUAUCUCUUUGGGACGGUUGUCAGCAAGUACGGUAACUUGCAAGCCGACUACAAGGACACCAUGGCGGUCGUCCAACAUGCCGAGGGCGGCGACCUCAGGAAGGUCACGAGGAUCCCUAAGUUGGAGGCGGAGCUAGUGGAGCUUCACGUUGAGGAGGAGAAGUUCAAGAGGUGCACAGCAAAGCACGGCGGCGAUGAAGGAAACGAACGAGAGGAGUAUGGGCGGUGGGAACGACAUUCGACACGGAUGCAGAAGCUGUGUAGUUCAUUUCUGCACGAGGAUCAAGGGGUGUUACUUAUCGUAAAGCCACAUGCUGGACUUGUGUGGGAGCUUCUGCGUGCGGGCUAUCAUGUUUUUGCAUGCGACGGGUCGUCCAAAGACAUCUCGUACUUGACGAAGGUCAUCGACAUUCUUGGGAAGGACGCAAUAAACGAUUGCACAGUUGAGAGGCAGAAGACGGCGCAUCGCCCGGAUAGAGAUAUGUACCACAAUUUGGGCAAGAAGAAAAACAAGAUGUGGGACUAUCUGUUCCAAGGCCAACCCAAAUCGCCAUUCGAGAAUGACUACAUAGUUCGCAAAGCGAUGGCACAUGAAGCGUAUGGUGGCUACCAUAAAGCGCAGUUGGGUGUGUUUGCAAUGUUCGUGGCGAGAUGUGAACAAAUGAGGUUCGCAGCCAAUCAGGCUACGCUGUCAUACGAUGAGUACAGCAAAAUCGCCAAAACAACCGAUGCAUGGAAUCCGAUCGAGAGCGACGAGGAGACCGAAACAUCAGACCUUGAAAUCGAAGAGCGAGUGAAACGUUUGCGAGAGAGAAUGCAGAGUGUGCCAGCAUGCAGCGUGCCGAACGAGAAUCGAGAAGAAGGUCGCACGAAAUCGGGAAGUCUAACGCGUGACGUGACCGACAGGGCGAGUUCCAUUGAACAGAUGCAAACGGAUUCGCCUACGCCCCUCAAAGCACUUGAGAAUGCAUUCAUUCAUGGCAAUCGUCACGGGCCCCAGGAAAGGCAUUGCACUCUUCGAGGAAACACGGAACACAACACGAUGGCAGACGACGAUGAGGAUGACUUGGCGGUUCCAGAUGCCCUUUCAAGGCUGAUGCCUAGUGAUGAUAUUCCCGAUCGCAUUGUGCAGGCCAGUGAACAACCGUACUUCAUUGAAGACAAGGUGCCAGAAACGACGUCUGAGAAGUAGGGACACCACAUUUUGUGGCACACAGACGUAUUCGAGCCAUGCAUUUUCAAUGGGGAGUGACGAGGAGACCGAAACAUCGGACCUUGAAAUCGA